Theobroma cacao (cacao) is the source of this 793-nucleotide messenger RNA. RefSeq names its product Big1. The record is from RefSeq and is a predicted model, not a curated record. NCBI's taxonomy places the organism in Eukaryota, Viridiplantae, Streptophyta, Magnoliopsida, Malvales, Malvaceae.
UCAUGUAUUCAAUAUUUUUGUCCCCUAUUAUUUAGUUAUUUCAUCUGAUCAUCUCAAGCUUGGAAUUGAGACAGAGCUAACUGGCAUAUUCAACCAAAAAGCUUCAUGAUCAUGAAGCAAACGGAGGUGGAAACUGACACUGUCAUUGGUAAGCCUAAACAGGCAACCCCCCCGCCGCCACCUCCUCCACCCCCACUUCCAAGAUUCUGGGCAAGGAAGACUACCGCAGACAGUGUAACGAACCAAGAGAUUGCCAGGUUCUGGAGGCAGAAGCGUGUUGAGGAAGAGGAUCACCUCCUGGCUGCCAUCAAGGCUGCAGCACGCAUUAGGGCCCGCAAUCUUCCAGAGGAAGACUACAAGCGUUUUGAAGAGUCACUGAAUGAUGAAGACAACAACCCAAAGGAGAAGAUCACAGCCCCAACCAAUAACAGCGAAGGAGAUGAAAAGAACAAUGAAAUUCGAGUAGGAAUAAAGGACUGGUGGACAAAGAGCAAGUAUGCAUACUUAAACCAACCAGCUGUGGAGUCCAUGGACAAUCCAAAGCGAAGAGCAUCCACUUAUAUUCCAAAUUUUUUCAAUUUUAAACCUGCUCCUUUAUAUCCUACAUCACUUGGUGUCUUUUAGACCAUUGGGAUCAGGAGCUGUUUCAACUUUCAAUUGAUUGUAUUACCUUAUAUCAUUACAGUUAUGUGCAGUGACUUGUAUGUGUCAUUGCAAGCUGUGUUCAUUUCUUUAAAAGUGUUCUUGCAAAUCAAGAAUGGUUCGAUAUGCUACUUCUUUCUGUUCUGAGUAA